This is a messenger RNA of Cicer arietinum (chickpea), 1148 nucleotides long. RefSeq names its product LOB domain-containing protein 4-like. The record is from RefSeq and is a predicted model, not a curated record. Lineage: Eukaryota; Viridiplantae; Streptophyta; Magnoliopsida; Fabales; Fabaceae.
UCUACUUCCUCUCUCAUAUGUUUUAUUAGACAUUGACAGUUUGAACUUUAAGGAUGAAAGAGGUUAGUGGAGGAGGAGGUAGGAAACAAGGUGCAGCCUCACCAUGUGCUGCAUGCAAGCUUCUAAGAAGAAGAUGUGCUCAAGAUUGUGUUUUUGCUCCUUAUUUCCCUGCAGAUGAGCCUCACAAAUUUGCUAAUGUUCACAAAGUCUUUGGUGCUAGCAAUGUUAACAAGAUGCUUCAGGACUUACCUGAACAUCAAAGAGGGGAUGCAGUGAGUAGCAUGGUGUAUGAGGCAAAUGCAAGAGUGAGAGAUCCUGUGUAUGGGUGUGUAGGUGCCAUUUCAUCACUUCAGCAACAAAUUGAUGUGUUACAAACCCAAUUGGCUGUGGCACAAGCUGAAGCAGUGCACCUAAGGGUGCGCCAAACUGCAUCAUUUUGGAACAACUCAGGACAUAGCCCAACCUAUAGUGGUUCUCCAUCAUCCAACAAAAUCAAUGAUUCACAACCCAAAAAUAUUUUUGAUAUGGACAUGGUGGUGGACCAAGCUGGCUAUGCUGAUUCAAUCUGGUGACUGCUCAUGCUAUUAAUAUUCAAAAUAUAAUAAUUAUAUACUACUAGUAGUACCUAUUAUUUAGACUAUGAAAAUAUACUAUACAAAACAAGGGUGACAUUAUUUUUUUUAAAGUAAUGUCAUUUAAUUUAUAAUUAGUGGAGUAGUACUUGCACUAGUUUCACUUCAAUUAGUAGAGUAGAACUAAAACUCUAGAAGCAGUGGUGGCUGAGGCCGUUCGCCCGCUUGAUUGAUUUGGUUAUAGAUUUCUCAUUUAUGAAAUGAGAUAUAUAUAUAUGUAAAUAUAUAUAUAUAUAUCACUUGACAUUAUAUUAAGGGUAAAGUUAUAUGGUUGGAUUGUGGAUUCUUCAAGGCUAAAAGACAGGAUGGAGUAUUGUAAUUUUGCUUUAGUGAUGCUUGAGUUUAUCUUUUGCAGUUUACAAGGAAGAUGCACCUAGCUAUUGGCAUUUACUUAGUUUUUCACAAGUAUUGCUGCUUCUUUGUAAUGCUGGGGUGUUGCUAUACAAUUAUCAUUUUGAGGAUUUAUAUAUUAAUUAUUGUGUUUCUUUUCUUAUGAGUUUUCUUUACCUUUUGUUC